CUGUCAGCUGAUUUUGACGGCAGUUUUUGUUUACAUUUAGAAGCUUUGUGAGUCGGUCGAAAAGAUGAUCGUGUUUUGCAAGAUGUUUUUUUGUUGAAAAUUAAUCAAAAACACCACCAAUGACUGAAAAAGGAAACAUAACUAUAAAACCUUACAAGUGCAAUUACAUCACCAUCUGGCCUCCACCACAACCGUCCGCUCGCUUCUACCGCUAACACCGGACCACGUAAAACAUCUGUUCUGAAUUCGUUCCCGUUUCUUCCCUGCUUACGUUUGCAGUGUUUGUGUUCCCUUUUGCUUUUUGCUACGAUUCAACCAACGUCACACUACAGGAAAAAAAAACGUAUGCCAAACACGGCAUAACAUACGUCGUAAUAUACAUGUGCCAAACCAACACGCCAAACGAAAUGGUCAAAAAAUUGUCCUAAAUAUCUUAGACUUUGGUCGAAUACCGACAGUUACGUUAGCGAAAUGAAAACAGUUUGGGCGUUGAAACGCUACACGUCGUUCGUCGCCCAAACAAAAAAAGCUUAAUCUUUAAUGUUAAACCUUCCUCCCCGUGAUACUGAAUGUUUAUCCGUUUUCCUUCUCGUACUGCUUUAAUUAAAACACCGAAAACGUGAACAUAAAUCCGGUACGUGUUGCACUUUUCUCCACCACCGUUCAGCUUUCCCAGUGCAGGAAGGAAAACGGCAGGAAUUGGGGGAAAAAAACGAAAAGAAACCAUUAACAACGCAAAUCGCACGCAACGCGCGCGCAUCCUAACUGCUUGUUAAAUUUGUUGCGCACAAGGCUGAAGAUUUUGCGGACCGGCGUAGAUUUUGCGACCUUUGCCGACUAUUAAUGUACCGUACGAAGCCCUGAAGGAACUGAUGUUCCCAUCGUUGAAAAAACGACCGAACCGCGGAAUACAAUUCUGCUAACGUUCAGUUUUGCAUCACAUUUCAUCUGGCGUGAACGCGCGUGUCUCUGCUGCGCAUAACUUUUUGUAUGCAUUGUACUUUUUACGCUGCGUACGCUUUUAUGUUCAGUUUGGGAAGCGAGAAAGUGAUCAGUUUUAUGGUUUAACCGGUGUAUAAUAGUAAUUUUUGUACAGUUUCGCGGCUGCCUAAUUACGUUAUCAACUACUGCCGUCAUCGUGUGCGUGAACGUGCGCAAAAUACAUGGGAAUGUUUUGAUACAGGCCGGCCGGAUGUUGAUGCAGCUGGAACCCGAUUGGCCACGAUAGAGUGGUGUACAAUUCUAGCUGAAUUCCGGGUGGUGUUAGUGUGGGUGCAAUUUGCCUUCCACACGCAGUAGCGCCAGUUUCGUAUCGCCAUAUCUGCCAACCCUCCUCCCGGGCGGGGUGUUCCGUGGUGCCGUCCGGUGUUAGUGGUGUGUGGUGCGGCACGGUGUGUACGCGAUUGCUAAUCGCAGCGGGUCGGUCGAGCUCAACGUCAGCAUCGCGGGAAUUGUGCGUUUUCAGCAGCCAUACCGUACGCAGGCAUGUACCUGUCCGUCAAGCGGCGUGCUAUCAAAAGUGUGUGAAAACUAGCUCAGAAUACAAACAAAACUCAUCAUUACAUUGCAUAUACAUCAAAGGGCGUCUCCAUGACGACGCUGACCGUGCUGCUGGAUGUGUUAGUUGUGUGUGUGCUGCUGCUUGCGUGUGUAUGAGUUUGGCGUGUACUGUACGCAUCAACAUUGGUAAAGAAAAAAUCAGCCAACUCCAACAGCAACACGGAUCGCAGAAAUUCGCGGUGACAAAUUAACACGAAAAGAAAGAAAAAAAAGCAACGAAGCAUCUGUUGAUAUUAAAUGACAGUUCUCUGGUUUCGGCAUUGUGAAUCGCACGGCCCUGCUUGUUGACCGAGCACCGACGUGGCGGUAUAAAAUCCGAUCACGAUUCUAUAAACAAAUCAAUCUAAUCGACAGACGACGAGAAAGUGAAUCAAGAGGCAACCGUUUGUGCGGGUGCCUUUGUUCAAACAAAGGGCGUCACUAGUUUCCUGCUUGCCCACUGAAGGAAAGCAAGAAUUUCCUGCCUUGGAACCGCAGUCAGUGUUUCAGUGUGUGAUUCAUAUUCGGUGCAUAUGAUCAGCUGCAACUGCUAGAUCAUACGUGAUCGUGCGAAUCGCUUGCUCGAUCAGUGCUCCCUCCAGACCUCCAGAGUGGUUUUCGGUGUGUUUGCGUGCGUGUGUAUGUGUGUCUGAUUGCUGUGUGAAGAUUGCGCUUUUUUCCUUUACCCCAAUUUUGCUUAAACCCACCCAAAACCGGGAACAAGAUCCUUGGCGGGAUAAAGGGCGACCCGUGUGCGCGAUCCCUUAACAGCUUACACGAAGUCGGGCAGAUAACGGAACGGAAAGGAACGGAACCAUGGCAAUGUUCGAUCUCGAUCGGCUCAUUACCGAUCUCUUCAAGACGACCGUCCUGCCCGGGAUAGCGAUCGGACUGUGGUUGACCGAUUUAAUCGGUAAGCUGACAUGUACGGUCGUGCUGAUACUGUUUGCCGUCGUGUUCGUCAUACUACCGAUCAUCUUUAAGUUCUCGGUCACCGUACAAAAACACAUUCUGUUCCUCACCUUCAUAACGUAUCCACCGAACCUGGACCUGAAGCGGCCGGAAAAGAGUGGCCUGUACGCGACGAGAAACUUCUACAUCAAUUACCGCGAUCAGGAGGAGGAGAUCGAUGUGAACAUUGCCGUGUGGCACGUGCUACCGAACGAUUUGGUGCGCCGCUAUGCGAAGGAACUGCACGUCGAUGAGCGCAAGUUUGCGAACAGAACGCUCCCAACGAUAGAUGGCAGCACUAGCAAUGGAGGAAGCAUAUCGCACGACACGACCGAUUCCGUUGGCGACACAUCGGAUCGCUACAGCCGGAUUGAAAAAGUGCUUCAAAAAGAUAAUUUCAGCCCAACCGAUGAAACGCACCAGCGGGAACUGUUCGAAGAGGCGCUCCGGGCAACGACGAACGAUGUUGUGCUGUAUCUGCACGGUAAUACGGCAUCGCGCGGUGCACCACAUCGGGUCGAACUGUAUCAGACGCUGCGUGCGCUUAACUAUCAUGUGAUAGCGAUGGAUUACCGUGGGUACGGUGAUUCGGCGAAUGUAUCACCAACGGAACGUGGCGUCGUGUACGAUGCGCUUGCUGUCUAUCAAUACAUUACGAGCAUUACCAAAAACCCGGUCUAUCUGUGGGGCCAUUCGCUUGGUACGGGCGUAUCAACCCAUCUGCUGUCGCUGCUGACCGAGAUGAGCCUUCCCGGGCCGCGGGCACUUGUGCUGGAAAGUCCUUUCAACAACAUUAAGGAAGAGAUCUGUGCCCAUCCAUUUUCGAAGCUGUACCGUCACCUGCCAUGGUUUGACAUGCUGAUCUCAAGACCAAUGUACAAUAAUAUGCUACGCUUCGAAUCCGAUCAGCACAUAGCCGAGUUCCGUCAGCCGGUACUGAUAUUGCACGCGGAAGAUGAUCUUGUCGUCCCGUUUGAGUUAGGAUAUAAGCUUUACCGCCGAGCACUAGACACCCGGGGCAAAUCGUGGGGUCCAAUCGAGUUCCAUCGGUUCGAGAAGAGCAGCCACUACGGACAUAAAUAUAUCUGCCGGGCACCGAACCUGCCAGAAAUUGUCGUACGCUUUUUCCAUGCCUAUCGGAACGAGCAUUACUAGCGCGGUUAGAAGAGAAAAGUGUUGUUUCUUGUUUCGUUCACAUCACGACUUUCCCCUUUUUAUAUUGUGUAUAGAACUGUUUGCAAAACCGAUCCGAGUGCGGUAAGACAAUGGGCCAUAUAAAGCGAACGAAUGAAGCCUUUUACCAUGUAGAAGAUAAAUACGAUGUGUUGUGCGAAGAUGUGUUUUUUGCAUGCAUAAAAACAGGGAUAUGCGAGGGUGCGUGUGUGUGUGUGUUAUGUGCAAUAAGAAAGUGCUUUCGGAACGGUGAACCAUUUUUGCAUCCGUUUCCGUUCUCACCUUGCUGUAGUAUACAGUUGACCAAAAUGUUACAUACAAAUAUUCGAAUUUAGCGGCCAGCGGUUCAGUUCAGGCGAAUGAGUGGAGAGUGUGGAAAUGUUUCAUUUUCCACGGAACAGUAACUAGACCGAUACACGAUAGCGUUUGUUUACACCUUUUCAAUUGUAAUGAUGUGUACCUUUUUAGAUGCACUAUUUCGAGAAUUAAUGCUUAUAUCAAUAAAUGAGCAAGCGGAGAAAUUACAGCCAAAAACUGUAGAUUAAAAUAGUAA
Anopheles funestus (African malaria mosquito) is the source of this 4216-nucleotide messenger RNA. RefSeq names its product lysophosphatidylserine lipase ABHD12. Gene Ontology annotation, cellular component: endoplasmic reticulum membrane. The transcript is spliced from 8 exons. The coding region runs from base 2356 to 3645 and encodes 429 amino acids. The record is from RefSeq and is a predicted model, not a curated record. Gene Ontology annotation, molecular function: monoacylglycerol lipase activity; phosphatidylcholine lysophospholipase A1 activity. Lineage: Eukaryota; Metazoa; Arthropoda; Insecta; Diptera; Culicidae. Gene Ontology annotation, biological process: phosphatidylserine catabolic process; monoacylglycerol catabolic process.